AGUGAUAGGAAAACAGAUCGGUUUACAUUCCGGUACACUGUGGUUCCUCCGCUGGAGAAAGAAGGGACUAGAGUGGAGUUUUGCCUUCGAUACGAGACCUCGGCUGGAACCUUUUGGGCUAACAACCAGGAGAUGAACUAUGUCCUGUUCUGCCACCAGAAGACUCCCGUGAAGCAACAAGUGCAGGACGACAACAAUGGCGUGAAGAUGAAGAGGAGCUGUCUCAGAGCCAACAGGAGGGGGAGCGCACGGGAAAAGGAGACCGUGGACGCCCCGACACUCGCCGCAGAGGUCGAGCCCGAGAGUGACGCGGCGGAGACGAGGGCAGAGAGUCCGCGGUUGUUCUCGCCGGACGAGUGCAAACCUUUGGUGGCGAGCCUCAAAAGCCGGCAGAGGGCGGCGCGCCUGGCGCACGUGAAGGAAAUCUUCUCCCAGAGUUGGGGGCAAGCUUCCCCGCGUGACCCCAUGAGCACCCUCCAGCCCUCGGGGGAAUUCUUGCUUCAACGCCAAAGGAAACAAGUGCUCACUUAUCACCAAAUUCCACUGAUUACACUGGACUGGGACAACGAUAAGCAGCAGCAGUGGGUGAGCUCCAACGUGGAAAAUAUCUGGACCGGGAGAGCCAAAGUGAGCUUGUCGAAGGCGUCGGAGGAAACUGUGAAAGGUGCGCUGUCUGUGAACGAGAUUUGGGGGACCUUUCUCAACGGGAAAAGUCCUAGUCCUGAAAAUGUAAGUUCUGUUUGUGACGUAUGGCAGGCGUUUAUUCACGGACCUCGCUACGAGGACAACUGUGGCAUUCCGGAGUCCGAAUGGCCGCAGAAAGCGGCCUCGGUCCCCCCGACGAGCGAGAUGCCCGGGAAUGCGCCACCGGCCACCUCGCCGGCUUCAGCUGUCGGUCAGGCGCCGUCACAUGCCUCGCCGGCUCACGUUUCCUCACGCGCCGAGGAGAAGCGUGCCGAGAGAUCGAGAGUCGCCGCAGCUCUCGCAGAAUGCGGCUCUGCGGGGGCCCCGCUCGAGUCCUGCGCUUCUGUUGACAAUUUAAGUGAGCGUCACGAGCGUGAGGAAGAACGGAUGAAAGGAGGAAUACAGGGAUACGAAGCCGGAGCAACAAGCCAGAGGGUGCCGACAACGACAGACAUGACAGCGGAGGCUGAGAAUGCCAGUCACGACGGUGACGGGAUCUCACGGGAAGACACAGGUGGCGAACACAACGCGACGGAUGACUUGGUGGCAUUUUGGGACACAGUCGGACACGGCGCGAAGGACGCUGCCGGACGCGGAGCUGAAGGCGGGAUCGGAACGGACUGCACGCGUGCUGUCACGUUUACGGAAGAGGACAAAGUCAAGCCUCGGGAAAAGAAGCCGAGCGCAAAUCAAACGGAGGACAGCUCGGUUGAGACAAAUGAAAGCGGACGAACAGAAACUGCAGAUGAAUUUGAGCCAAACGAAACAGGAAGUGACAUGGGCGCAAUCUUGAGAGAAAAUAAUGAAGGCCUCAAAGACCAGUCAGGAACAAAAGUCUUUGACAAUCUAUAUCCAGACAAAGAUCACCAAAAACAAGGUUACAGGUCAACAUUGGAGAACAUCUCAGUAGAGUUUUGGAACCAACCUGAGUCAUCAGAGAGAGGCCAAGACGAGCAAAGGAGUUUGGACGUUGUCAACGUCCCUUUGGUGGGAGAUAGUGAGGUGAACGAGGCUCGUCUAAGGAGCACCAAAGCUGAGCCUGUUGUGGCGGAAACCCUCGCCGUGAUCGAGUCCAGAUCUGACGGAGGACAAAUCAGAGACGAUUUGGUCAGGCGGGUCCGCGGUCAAGCCGGCAACGAUCCACCACGAGGCGAUAAAAUCCCGGGGCAGUCCACCUGCAGUCCCGCCAGGGGGUCCGGCGGUUUCCUGUGGUGGAGCGUGCUGUACAUCCUCAGCCACGUCGCCAGAAUCGUCACCUGCAGCCUGCUCGUCGCCGGGUUCGUCGUUGUCGCCGUCCUGUACGAGUUCCCGGCGUUCUUCGUGGUCUACAUGUUCCCAAUGGCCUGGUGGUUUUACAAGUGGUGGAGCCCUCGGGUGACAACGAACAAGGCUAUCGGUAGCUAGUUUGGAAUAGCAACAUAAGAUACGGUGUGUGUGAGUGUGUGUGUGUGAGUGUAUGUCUGAGUGUGUGUGUGAAAUAUAAUACAACAGUUUAUUAAUGGUAUUCGAUCUUCAUAAUGAAUGAUCACACAGAGACAUAGUGAAGGAGGAUGAGGGAGUAGGUGCAGAAACUCAAAAUCUGACCAAGAAUCUUUGUCUUCUUGUUGGGUAAAAAUAAACUGAUUAGAUUUAAAAUAAGACCCAUCACUGUUUUACUUGAAAUAAGUAGAAAAAAAAAAGUACUAGAGCAGUAUUUUUUUUCUUGUCACAAUGAUUUUUUUCUACUUGCAGUAUUUCAAGUGACAUUUUGCAGGAUAAAAGUGAAGUUUUUCUAAAAACGAGUAACUUUUUUUUGUAGGUGUUGUGUUAUUUAAAAUUACCCGAAAUAAGACAACGAUUCUCUGCAGGAUUUGGAUUUUUUUUUUUUUUUUUUUGCAGUGGUAGGUGCAAUAACAACAAUGUUACUAUUUGUGACAUUUUCUGUGAUUUUUAUAUAUCUGUAUUUUUGUCUUUCCUACUUUUCAACUAUUGCAGUGGUUGUCUGGCUUUCCUGAAUAAAGUAAAUUAUUGGCCACACCAACUUUUUUGGAAUCAUUUCUGGCUACAAUAUCCAACGUUUAAACCAAACCAGUGAUUGGUGUGAGUCUCGUUCACUGCCUCCCUUCAUAGUUAACGUGGAUAUUUGACGUCUAUGUCCGUCAACGGGAGCGAACGUGUUUACAGCAAAUGGCGGCUCUUCGAUAGCAGGUUUGCUGAUUUGCAUUUCGCUGCCAAUUAAGUUUCCCUAACAACAAGAAAGGAACAUCUUGUUCACGACGUUGCUGCUAUUUUACCCCCCACAUGAAUAAACUCUCUGAACCUCGGCGUCUCCCAGAACGAGAAAGCCGCUUUCCCUCCUCGCCUCUUGUCUCUGCGGAGCCAUCCAUCGCUUCGCUUUAAGUGCUUGUUGACAAGAUUUGGAGGGAAGUCAAAACUUCCCCGGGAAACAGCGCACGGUUUUAUCGCGGCUCCUCAUGGGAGACUCUGCGGGCGACGCAUCACGUCGCUUGAUGACAAAAAUCGCUUAAAGGUUGCACUUUUGUUUAGAGUCAAAACACUCUGUUAGCGCGCCGCACAAAUAUUUUGUUUGUAGGAAAACAAUUUCUGUCAAACGGAGAAUAAAUGGGCUGACAAAGACUUUUAUAUAUAAUAGCGGCGAUCAUAAAUCUACCGAGCUAUUUAUUUAACCUAGCUAGCCCAUCUAUCUCUGU
Molecule: messenger RNA, 3374 nt
Organism: Syngnathoides biaculeatus (alligator pipefish)
Lineage: Eukaryota; Metazoa; Chordata; Actinopteri; Syngnathiformes; Syngnathidae
Exons: 4
Coding region: 133-2088 (651 amino acids)
Source: RefSeq, a predicted model, not a curated record